Hibiscus syriacus is the source of this 545-nucleotide messenger RNA. Its product is annotated as metallothionein-like protein 2. The record is from RefSeq and is a predicted model, not a curated record. Bases 72 to 317 code for a protein of 81 amino acids. NCBI's taxonomy places the organism in Eukaryota, Viridiplantae, Streptophyta, Magnoliopsida, Malvales, Malvaceae. The transcript has 3 exons. Gene Ontology annotation, molecular function: metal ion binding.
CCACAAACCCAUUCGAGUCUUCUUCUUCUUCGUAGCAUCUAAUUUGUAUAAAAAUCUCAUUCGAGUGAAAAAUGUCUUGCUGUGGAGGAAACUGUGGAUGUGGAUCCUCUUGCAACUGCGGCUCCGGCUGUGGAGGAUGCAAGAUGUACCCAUGCAUGACGGAAAUGAGCUUUGUCGAGAAAUCCACAACCGAGACUCUUGUUCUUGGCGUGGCUCCCCUGAAACCGCGCUUUGAGGGAUCUGAGAUGGGAGUUGGGGCUGAGAACGGGUGCAAGUGUGGAGACAGUUGCACCUGCAACCCCUGCAACUGUAAAUGAGCGUAAGAUUCAAGGAAGCAAGGAGAGCCCUCUCUCUUUUUAACAAAUAAAUCUUGUUUGUUUUCUGGGUUUAUUAGAAUAAAAGCAGCCAUUGCUUCUAAGCAAAACUUCAUUAGGGAUUUGCUUGUAAAGGCCAUGGUUGCUUGGCGUGUGUUCAGAUAUUAUGAUUUGCAUCUAUAUUUUAUGUAUGGAAGUCGGUUUUCUAAUGAACGAAAGGGAAGUUGCUCU